CUCUCACUUGAGUGGAGAAGUGUCGAGUGUGGUUUGUGUUAAUGUGAUUCGAACCUGGAAAUUAGUGAAAUUAUUUGGGAUAUCUGGUGUCUGAGGCCGAACCGAAAAAAUGGAUCAGAUAACACCUAAAGAAGUCAAAAUAUUGGAAACAGCUGAAGAUAUUCAGGAACGCCGUGAGCAGGUGUUACACCGAUACAGCGACUUCAAACAAGAAGCGAGAUCCAAACGAGAAAAGCUCGAAGAUUCCCGUCGUUUUCAGUAUUUCAAACGGGAUGCCGAUGAACUCGAAUCUUGGAUCAAUGAAAAACUCCAAGCAGCAUCAGAUGAAAGUUACAAAGACCCAACAAAUUUACAGGCAAAGAUUCAGAAACACCAAGCCUUUGAAGCUGAAGUGGCAGCACAUAGCAACGCCAUUGUUUCGUUGGAUAAUACAGGAAUGGAAAUGAUCAAUCAGGGGCAUUUUGCCUCAGACAUUAUUCGAAGGCGACUUGAUGAACUGCAUCGUCUUUGGGAACUUCUUCUGUCCAAACUUGCUGAGAAGGGUAUGAAGCUGCAACAAGCUUUGGUGCUUGUCCAGUUCCUACGUCAGUGUGAUGAAGUCAUGUUUUGGAUAAAUGAUAAGGAAACAUUUGUGACGACUGAUGAGUUUGGCCACGAUUUAGAACAUGUUGAGGUCUUGCAGCGAAAGUUUGAUGAAUUUCAGAAGGAUAUGGCUUCACAAGAAUAUCGUGUCACUGAAGUUAACGAACUAGCUGACAAGUUAAUUAUGGAAGGACACCCAGAGAGAGACACUAUCAGUCAACGGAAAGAGGGACUUAAUGAAGCUUGGAUGCAUCUUAAGCAGCUGGCUUUAAUGCGCCAAGAAAAACUAUUUGGUGCUCAUGAAAUUCAGCGUUUCAAUAGGGAUGCUGAUGAAACUGUUGCAUGGAUUUCAGAAAAGGAUGUUGUCUUGUCCUCUGAUGACUAUGGGCGUGACUUGGCUAGUGUUCAGACACUGCAGAGAAAACAUGAGGGUGUCGAACGAGAUCUGGCUGCACUUGAAGAUAAAGUUUCUACUCUUGGGCAGGAAGCAGAUCGCUUAUGUGCUAUUCAUGCAGAUCAUGCUGACCAGAUUCAGGCAAAAAGAGCUGAAAUUGUUGCUUAUUGGGAGAGCCUUACAAGAAAAGCUGAGGAACGUCGCCAAAAGUUGGAUGAAUCAUACUACUUGCAUCGUUUUCUGGCAGACUUCAGAGACUUAAUUUCAUGGAUUAAUGACAUGAAAGCAAUAAUAUCUGCAGAUGAGUUAGCCAAAGAUGUAGCAGGUGCUGAAGCACUGUUGGAAAGACACCAAGAACAUAAGGGUGAAAUUGAUGCAAGGGAAGACAGUUUCCGAGCAACAGCAGAAGCUGGGCAGCUACUAUUAAAACAUGGUCAUUAUGCCUCUGAGGAAGUAAAAGAUAAGCUUGGUGUUCUGAGUUCAGAGAAAGCAUCAUUGUUGUCUAUGUGGGAAGAACGUCGCAUUCUUUAUGAGCAGUGCAUGGAUUUACAACUUUUCUAUCGUGACACAGAACAGGCAGAUACUUGGAUGGCCAAACAAGAGGCAUUUUUGGCUAAUGAAGACCUUGGUGAUUCCUUAGACUCUGUUGAGGCACUUAUUAAAAAGCAUGAAGAUUUUGAGAAAUCUUUGGCAGCACAAGAGGAGAAAAUAAAAGCACUUGAUGAAUUUGCCACAAAAUUAAUAGAGGGUCAGCAUUAUGCUGCUGAUGAUGUUGCACAACGCAGAGCAAUGCUUUUAGAACGCCGUUCAGCUCUGCUAGAGAAAUCAGCCCAGCGUAGAGCAAUUCUCGAAGACUCAAAUCGCUUCCAACAGUUUGAAAGGGACUGUGAUGAAACUAAAGGUUGGAUCAAUGAGAAACUAAAGUUUGCCACUGAUGAUAGCUAUCUUGAUCCCACAAAUCUGAAUGGAAAAGUGCAGAAACAUCAAAACUUUGAACAGGAACUUAAUGCCAAUAAGUCACGAAUGGAUGAGAUUGCUUCCACUGGACAGGAAUUGAUUGAAGCAAAUCACUAUGCAUCAGAUAGAAUCCAGUCACGCAUGGAUGAAAUCUUGCAGUUGUGGGAGACACUAGUUUCAGAAACAGAGAAGAAAGGUUCAAAAUUACAAGAGGCUUCUCAACAGCAGCAGUUCAAUAGAACGGUUGAGGAUGUAGAAUUGUGGUUGUCAGAAAUUGAGGGUCAACUGAUGAGCGAAGACUAUGGCAAGGAUCUGACAAGUGUGCAGAAUCUUCAGAAGAAGCAUGCAUUGUUGGAAGCAGACGUUGCUUCACAUCAAGAUCGUAUUGAAGGCAUUCGUGUUGCUGCAGCACAGUUUGUGGAAAGAGGACAUUUUGAUGCCGACAAUAUAAAAGCUAAGGAGCUUGCACUAACUGAACGAUACUCUGCAUUGCAACGUCCAAUGAACAUCCGCAAGCAACGCCUGCUUGAUUCACUGCAAGUGCAGCAACUUUUCCGUGAUAUCGAAGAUGAGGAAGCAUGGAUAAGAGAGAAGGAACCAGUAGCUGCAUCUACAAACAGAGGGCGUGAUCUUAUUGGUGUGCAGAAUCUUAUCAAGAAACAUCAGGCUGUCUUAGCAGAAAUUAAUAAUCAUGAAAAUCGUAUAACUGCUGUGUAUCAGUCAGGUCAGCAAAUGCUGGAUGAGGGACACUUUGCAAGUGAUGAAAUAAAACAGAGGGUUGCGACGCUAAAUGAUCACUGGACACAACUAAAAGAUAAAGCUCUGCAGAGGAAACAAGAUCUGGAAGAUUCACUUCAAGCACAUCAGUACUUUGCAGAUGCAAAUGAAGCAGAAUCAUGGAUGAAAGAGAAGGAACCAAUUGUGUGUAAUACUGACUAUGGAAAGGAUGAAGAUUCGAGUGAGGCUCUUCUCAAAAAGCACGAGGCACUUGUUUCUGAUUUGGAAGCUUUUGGAAACACAAUUUUAAGUCUCCGUGAGCAAGCACAAUCGUGCAGGCAACAAGAAACACCUGUAAUUGAUGUCUCAGGGAAAGAAUGUGUUAUGGCACUGUAUGAUUAUACAGAAAAAUCACCCCGUGAGGUUUCCAUGAAGAAGGGUGAUGUUCUCACUCUUCUGAAUUCAAACAACAAGGAUUGGUGGAAAGUUGAAGUUAAUGAUCGUCAAGGAUUUGUUCCAGCUGCAUAUGUUAAGAAGAUUGAAGCAGGAUUAUCUGCCUCUCAGCAGAACCUUGCAGACAAGAAUUCAAUAGCAGCAAGACAAAAUCAGAUUGAAGCUCAGUAUGAUCAGUUACUGAGUUUGGCUAGGGAACGCCAAAAUAAACUCAAUGAGACUGUAAAGGCUUAUGUGCUGGUUCGUGAAGCAGCAGAACUUGCAACUUGGAUAAAAGACAAGGAAAGUUAUGCUGAAGUAGCUGAUGUUGGAGAAGACCUGGAACAAGUUGAGGUUAUGCAAAAGAAGUUUGAUGAUUUCCAAGCUGAUCUAAAAGCAAAUGAAGUCAGACUUGCAGAAAUGAAUGAAAUAGCAAUGCAGCUCAUGAGUCUCGGGCAGACAGAAGCUGCCUUGAAAAUACAGACACAGAUAGAGGAUUUGAAUCAGAAGUGGACGUCACUGCAGCAGCUAACAUCAGAGAGGGCCACACAGUUAGGGUCUGCACACGAAGUUCAGCGUUUCCACAGAGAUGUUGAUGAGACAAAAGACUGGAUUCAAGAAAAAGAUGAAGCUCUAAACAAUGAAGACUUGGGAAAAGAUCUGAGAAGUGUGCAAGCUCUACAGAGGAAGCACGAAGGUCUUGAGAGGGAUUUGGCUGCACUGGGAGACAAGAUCAGGCAGCUUGAUGAAACCGCAAACAGGCUUAUGCAGACUCAUCCAGAAACAGCUGAUCAGACGUAUGCCAAACAGAAAGAGAUCAAUGAAGAGUGGACUCAACUCACAGCAAAGGCAAAUAGCCGCAAAGAGAAGUUGUUGGAUUCAUAUGAUCUCCAACGUUUCUUGAGUGACUAUCGUGAUUUGAUGUCGUGGAUCAAUAGUAUGAUGGGCCUUGUUUCCAGUGAUGAACUUGCAAAUGAUGUCACAGGAGCUGAAGCUUUAUUAGAAAGACAUCAGAAUCAUCGAGCGGAGAUAGAUGCCCGCUAUGGGGUUGCUCAGGAACAUCGAACGGAAAUAGAUGCUCGUGCAGGGACAUUCCAAGCUUUUGACUUAUUUGGACAACAGCUUUUGCAUUCUGGUCAUUAUGCAAGUGUUGAGAUACAAGAAAAAUUGGAAAGCAUGGCAGAAGCCCGUCAAGAACUUGAAAAGGCUUGGAUUGCACGACGAAUGCAACUUGAUCAAUGUUUAGAGUUACAGCUGUUCUAUAGAGAUUGUGAACAGGCUGAAAACUGGAUGUCAGCUAGGGAAGCAUUUCUUGCUGCAGAAGAAGUUGAUUCAAAGGGAGAUAAUGUCGAAGCUCUCAUCAAAAAACAUGAAGAUUUUGACAAAGCCAUAAAUGCUCAUGAAGAAAAGAUUGCAGCACUUCAGACAUUGGCUGACCAGUUAAUUGGUGCUGAUCAUUACGCUUCUAAACAAAUUGAUGAGAAGCGCUGUCAGGUGCUUGACAGGUGGCGUCACUUGAAAGAAGCUUUGAUUGAGAAACGCUCACGCUUAGGCGAAUCACAGACUCUGCAACAGUUCAGCCGUGAUGCAGAUGAAAUGGAGAACUGGAUUGCAGAGAAGCUGCAACUAGCCACAGAAGAAAGUUACAAGGACCCUGCCAAUAUACAGUCAAAGCACCAGAAACACCAAGCUUUUGAAGCAGAACUUGCUGCUAAUGCUGACAGAAUCCAGAGUGUAAUUGCCAUGGGUCAGAAUCUCAUAGACAAGCAUCAGUGUGCAGGAUCUGAAGAAGCAGUUCAGGCCAGGCUUGCAUCUAUAGCAGACCAGUGGGAGUACUUGACCCCAGAAAACACAGAGAAAACAGUGAAGCUGAAGGAAGCCAACAAACAGCGAACAUAUGCUGCUGUGAAAGAUCUUGAUUUCUGGUUAGGAGAAGUAGAAUCACUUUUGACAUCUGAGGACUCAGGAAAAGACCUUGCAUCUGUGCAGAAUCUGAUAAAGAAGCACCAGCUUGUUGAGGCUGAUAUACAGGCACAUGAAGAUCGCAUUAAAGACAUGAAUGCACAAGCUGAUUCACUAAUUGAGAGUGGUCAGUUUGAUACAGCAAGUAUUCAAGAGAAACGACAAUCAAUAAAUGAACGCUAUGAACGCAUAAAGAAUCUUGCAGCUCAUCGUCAGGCUAGAUUGAAUGAAGCGAAUACGCUCCACCAGUUCUUCAGGGAUAUCGCAGAUGAAGAAUCAUGGAUAAAAGAGAAGAAAUUGCUUGUUGGAUCUGAUGACUAUGGCCGCGAUUUGACAGGUGUUCAGAACCUGAAAAAGAAGCACAAGAGAUUGGAGACUGAACUUGCAUCACAUGAACCAGCCAUUCAGGCCGUGCAGGAAGCUGGAGAGAAGUUAAUGGAUGUCUCAAAUUUGGGUGUUCCAGAAAUUGAACAGCGUCUCAAGCUCCUUAAUCAGGCAUGGGCAGAGCUUAAGCAGAUGGCAGCUACUCGUGGUCAGAAGCUGGAUGAGUCCCUUACAUAUCAGCAGUUUUUGGCAAAAGUGGAAGAAGAAGAAGCUUGGAUAAGUGAGAAGCAACAGCUCUUGGGAGUAGAAGAUUAUGGUGAUACAAUGGCUGCAGUUCAAGGCCUUCUAAAGAAACAUGAUGCUUUUGAAACAGACUUUGCUGCACAUGGAGAUCGUUGUGCAGAUAUCUGUGCUGCUGGUCAAAAGUUAAUCGCAGACAACAAUCAUCACAUGGAAAGCAUAGCCCAGCGUUGUCAACAGCUACAGGUGAAAUUAGAUCACUUGGCCUCACUUGCUGCUCGUCGCAAGUUAAAGUUAAUGGAAAAUUCAGCAUAUUUACAAUUCAUGUGGAAAGCAGAUGUUGUUGAAUCAUGGAUUGCUGAUAAGGAAACUCACGUUCGAUCAGAAGAAUUUGGUCGUGAUCUUUCCACUGUGCAGACACUUCUGACAAAACAAGAGACAUUUGAUGCAGGUCUCCAUGCAUUUGAACAUGAAGGUAUCCAGAACAUCACAAGUCUGAAAGAACAGUUAGUUUCAGCUUCACACGAUCAGACACCUGCGAUUCUCAAGAGACAUGCUGAUGUAAUAGCCAGAUGGCAGAAGUUGCUGGCAGAUUCAGAUGCUCGUAAGCAGAAAUUACUCCGAAUGCAAGAACAGUUCAGACAGAUUGAAGAACUGUAUCUCACAUUUGCAAAGAAGGCUUCAGCAUUUAAUUCUUGGUUUGAAAAUGCAGAGGAAGAUUUAACUGACCCAGUUCGCUGCAAUUCUAUUGAAGAAAUCAGGGCAUUGAGAGAGGCGCAUCAACAAUUUCAGGCCUCCCUUUCAUCAGCACAAGCUGAUUUUGAUGCCCUUGCGAAGUUGGAUCAGCAGAUAAAGAAUUUUAAUGUUGGGCCAAAUCCAUACACUUGGUUUACGAUGGAAGCACUAGAAGAUACAUGGAGAAAUCUACAGAAGAUUAUUAAGGAACGAGAUAUUGAGCUCUCUAAAGAAGCACAGAGACAAGAGGAAAAUGACAAAUUGAGGAAGGAGUUCGCAAAACAUGCCAAUGCAUUCCACCAAUGGCUUACAGAGACCAGAGCAUCUAUGAUGGAAGGUUCUGGAUCUCUAGAACAGCAGCUGGAGGCAACAAAGCGAAAAGCUGGAGAAGUCAGAGCACGACGAUCUGAUCUGAAACGAAUAGAAGACUUGGGAGCGAUUCUUGAAGAACACCUGAUCCUGGAUAAUAGGUAUACAGAGCACAGUACUGUUGGUCUUGCACAACAAUGGGACCAGCUCGAUCAGUUAGGCAUGCGUAUGCAGCAUAAUUUGGAACAACAAAUUCAAGCACGUAACCAAUCUGGAGUUAGUGAAGACGCACUCAAAGAAUUUUCAAUGAUGUUCAAACACUUUGAUAAAGAUAAGAGUGGUCGCCUGAAUCAUCAAGAAUUCAAAUCCUGCCUGCGUGCUUUGGGUUAUGAUCUUCCAAUGGUGGAAGAAGGUCAACCUGAUCAUGACUUUGAUGCCAUUCUUGAUAUUGUAGAUCCUAACAGAGAUGGUUAUGUGUCACUGCAAGAAUACAUGGCCUUCAUGAUUAGUAAGGAGACUGAGAAUGUACAGAGCUCAGAAGAAAUUGAAAAUGCAUUUAGAGCUAUCACAGCUGGAGAUCGGCCAUACGUCACUAAAGAAGAAUUGUAUGCUAAUCUCACAAAAGAAAUGGCAGACUACUGUGUUGCUCGAAUGAAGCCUUACGUUGAUCCCAAAACAGAAAGACCCAUUCAAGGAGCCUUGGAUUACAUUGAAUUCACGCGUACAUUAUUUCAGAACUGAAGCAUAAGUAUUUAAUAUAAAUUAUUUUCAAGGUAUUAAUUUUGCAAAGUACAUACUCAUGUUUUCCUUAGUACCUGCUUUUCACUGAAAUUGGAAAUCUGUUACUGAUGUCAUGUAAUGUUCAUCAGAUAACAGUUUACUGCAUUUGGUUAUUGAACAUAGAGACUAUUUAAAUAGCUUGCCUUUUAUGUUACUUUUAUACAAGUGUGUUAACAUAUUGGUUAUACCUGAAGAUAAAUGCAUUUAAGAUGUUUUGCUUACAGUAGCAGUUGCACAAUAUUCUGCUAUAUGCUUUAGAUAAUGGAAAAAUUAAUGGUAGCUCUAUUGUUAUCCUGCAGAAUUACUGUAAAAAAGAGUAUGUAAAGAAAGCCACUGUGAAAUUAUAUUUUAUGAUAGAGUAUUAAGAAUCUGUAUUACAUUAAUUUUUUUCCUUCAUUAUAAGAUUGAUGUUGGAGCAGACUUCACAAACCACAAAGCCACAUUUGUGAUUCCCACUUUCAAAAUCUCAAAAAUGUAAAAUUAGAAAAUCUAGACUCUGUAAACAUUUUUACAGUUUUUCACAUUGUUAUAAUGUUCUAUAAAUCUAACAAAAACAGAGAUCUAUUUAUUGAUUUUAUCCAAUGGAAAUAUUUGUUUAAUGUGCCUGCAUAAGAUUUUAUUUUUAGUUUGGCAGCUGUUUGUUGUAAACAAUGAAAAUCGUUAAUAAAAGACAAUUUUUAAAAAUUGG
This is a messenger RNA of Schistocerca piceifrons (Central American locust), 8120 nucleotides long. It is a transcript of the gene alpha-Spec, whose product is annotated as spectrin alpha chain. NCBI's taxonomy places the organism in Eukaryota, Metazoa, Arthropoda, Insecta, Orthoptera, Acrididae. Gene Ontology annotation, biological process: actin cytoskeleton organization. Gene Ontology annotation, molecular function: calcium ion binding; actin filament binding. The record is from RefSeq and is a predicted model, not a curated record. Gene Ontology annotation, cellular component: cell junction; plasma membrane; cell projection.